Diceros bicornis minor is the source of this 2886-nucleotide messenger RNA. RefSeq names its product melatonin receptor 1A (gene MTNR1A). The coding region runs from base 14 to 1111 and encodes 365 amino acids. The record is from RefSeq and is a predicted model, not a curated record. Gene Ontology annotation, cellular component: membrane. Gene Ontology annotation, biological process: G protein-coupled receptor signaling pathway. The transcript is spliced from 2 exons. Lineage: Eukaryota; Metazoa; Chordata; Mammalia; Perissodactyla; Rhinocerotidae. Gene Ontology annotation, molecular function: melatonin receptor activity.
CGGGGCCCGCGCGAUGGCCGGGUGGCCCUGGGGCGCGCCGGGCGGGACCUUGAGGGGCAAUGGGUGCGCGCUGCUCAACGCCUCUCAGCCGGCGCCCGGCGGCGGGGAGGGCACGUGGCCGCGACCCUCGUGGCUGGCCUCCACGCUCGCCUGCAUCCUCAUCUUCACCAUCGUGGUCGACAUCCUGGGCAACCUCCUGGUCAUCCUGGCCGUGUGUCGGAACAAGAAGUUGAGGAACGCAGGAAAUAUGUUUGUGGUGAGCCUAGCAGUUGCAGACCUGGUGGUGGCUGUUUAUCCAUACCCGUUAGUGCUGACGUCUAUAUUUAACAACGGAUGGAGCCUGGGAUAUCUGCACUGCCAAAUUAGUGGUUUCCUGAUGGGCUUGAGUGUCAUUGGCUCAAUAUUCAAUAUCACAGGAAUUGCCGUUAACCGCUACUGCUACAUCUGUCACAGUCUCAAGUACGACAAGCUGUACAGUAACAAGAAUUCCCUCUGCUACGUGUUCCUGAUAUGGCUGUUGACCCUCGUGGCAAUCAUCCCCAACUUGCGUGUCGGAACCCUGCAGUAUGACCCAAGAAUCUACUCCUGUACGUUCGCACAGUCGGUCAGUUCAGCAUACACAAUAGCUGUGGUGGUUUUCCAUUUCAUAGUUCCUAUGAUCAUAGUCAUCUUCUGCUACCUAAGGAUAUGGAUCCUGGUUUUUCAGGUCAGACGGAGGGUGAAACCUGACAACAAACCCAAACUGAAACCGCAGGAUUUCAGGAACUUUGUCACCGUGUUUGUGGUUUUUGUACUGUUUGCCAUUUGCUGGGCUCCCCUCAACUUUAUUGGUCUCGCUGUGGCCUCAGACCCUGCCAGCGUGGUACCCAGGAUCCCAGAGUGGCUGUUUGUGGCCAGUUACUAUAUGGCAUAUUUCAACAGCUGCCUCAAUGCAGUUAUAUAUGGACUACUGAACCAAAAUUUCAGGAAGGAGUACAGAAGAAUUAUAGUCUCACUGUGUACAGCCAAGAUGUUCUUUGUAGAUAGCUCGAAUGAUGUAGCAGAUAGGAUUAAAUACAAACCCUCUCCAUUAAUGACCAACAAUAACCCAAUAAACGUAGACUCUGUUUGAAAAAGCAAAGAAUUACCAGCAAGAUAUGCACACUACUCAAGGUCUUACUCAUUUUCAUGUUUGCUUCCCUUUGGAAAGAUGUCUGGAAAGCAGUGUGGUUGAGAAAACUUAAUGCUCUUCAGAGGUUACCUCUAUAGUUCUUGAGCUAAUGUGCUAUCAGCCUUUUGAACAAGUCUCUAAUUCUACUUAUUAAGAGAAAUACAGAACAUAUAGAGAGUUAUAUGUUAACUGAAGAAUACGGUUCAGGGAUGGGGGUAAUUUUAAAUAAAAAUGCUGAAUGUAUUCAAGUGGAGAAAGAAUGCAAACUUUCGUUUUAUUGAAAGUGAGUGCCACAAAGGUAGUAAUUGCGUUUUUCCUUCACUUGUUGAAGAUUUCUAGUAGGGAAACUAACGAUAUGUUUUAAAAUGAGUAAGUUGAACAAAAAGGGGAAAGUAGAUGAGUGACUUGUUACACAGCGAAAGGCUGAAAAUAAAUCAGUGAAUACCUCAACCACAACCACAACCACCAUCACAAGGUUUUCAGUUGACACUGUUGGCAGUGGGUAGCUAUAGUCAUGAUCGUAAAUGUCACUCUAUUAAAAGUUGCACGUUCAACUUAAGUGCUAACUAUAUGACAGAGCUCUUUUUCAGAUGUCUAUAACUAUGGUAUUUUAAAGCAAUAGCUACAUUAUUAUAAAACUCUAUUCAACUUUAUUAGACAUUUGGCUUCUUAUUAUUUUGUCACUGAAUAUCAUGUUUAUGAUGUCACUGACCAGCUGUUUUUGAAUUGAUCUGUGUUAAUUUAUUAAGUCAUCUAAUCAGUUCAAUUAAAAAUGACAAAGAAUCAGAGCUGUAGAUUCUUGGAUAUAGUGCUGAAUGUGUUCUAGAUUGAUAAGCUAUUUGGGCAAGUAAAUAUCUAAACCACAUAGUUGUUCUUUUAUAGAUAACGCAAAACAAUAUUCUUUAAUAAUUCAUUUCAGUAUUUGGUUUCAUCUUUAAUGUUGAUGAUCUUAGGGAAUAUGACUAACCUCCACAGCUUUGAAAAGUAAAGAGAUUACUUAGAUGUUGUGCUGUGUUUUAGUAAUAAUGAAAUAAUUCUACAUCCCUGGGAAACAGUACCUUUAUUAUGAGGACACAUUUCUGUGUUCUGUUACAGGAGGUCUAGGAUUAACAUGCCCAUUUCAAAACCAAUUGAUUAUCGUUGCUUUUAGACAUUAGAUGUUGAUCCUGUCUUUUUUUAAAAAAUUAUUUUAUUGAGGUCAUAUUGGCUUAUAACAUUGUGUAAAUUUCAGGUGUCUGAUCCUGUCUUUUCUUGUGCUAAUCUGUUGCUCUAAUUUCUGAUGGAACUGUUCCUUUACAGUGAGUGAUGGGAGCAUAUCUGGUUUAUUAACAGAGUGGAGAAAGUAGUCUUGUUUGUUUGGAAUAAAAAAGUACAUUCUACCUUCUAUUUCCAUGAUGUGUUCAACAGAUCUCUCAGAAAUCUUGAGUCCUGUUGCCUAGAGAGCUCUGCCAUCUUUAUUGACUCUGUCACCAUUGAACUGGAGAAUAAAUGUUUGUUUGGACAAUUCACAAUAGUUAAACAUAAGAUAUUAACUUGAGUUCUGACAUUGUUUUAUACUUGUAGCUAUUUUAUUGCAGUUUGGAUAUAAAUUUAAAUAAAAACCUACAAAGCUGGUUUUUUCAAAAGACAAUUUAUUUUUACAUUUUUAAAAAUAUAACCCAUGGUAUAAUAUAUUUGUAUGUUUUUACCCAUAUCUGUACCUUGUUACUGCCGAGGAUGAACUUCAAUGGGAUCUC